AUGGAGAUUCUCCAUACCAUUGCCGGCAUCCCCUCCUUCUCCGAAUUCGAGACCAAAGAGUCCGGCUUGCUCUGCCUUGAAGAUACGAUCAGCCUGUUGGAAAAGAUGAGCCUUUGUCCAAAGUGCUCCGAACAUGAACAUUCUCCCGACUUUCUCAGCAUCCUCUGCAACAAGGUUCUAGCCCAGUGUCAAUUGUUUCGCGGGUUCUUGAACGAGAUGUUAGAACAGAAAGAUCAGGAGGACCACCAGUCCCUUUUACAGCGGGACUACACAGUCGCCACAAGUCAGGAACGAAUGAGUCUUCUCUGCUCACUUACCUACCUCCAAAUGAAGAAGCUCCACGGUUGCGUGGCCCGACUAAAUGAAAAACUUGAAGAGCAAUCUACGUUCGACGAAGACUCCUGGUUAAACCUAAGGGGACAAUGUUUCCAGCUGGCGAUGGAUUCGGCCACCCUCUGCUCGCGGGCGACUUAUUUUAGGAAUUCUGUGUUUUGGUGA
This is a messenger RNA of Aspergillus melleus, 498 nucleotides long. RefSeq lists its product as uncharacterized. NCBI's taxonomy places the organism in Eukaryota, Fungi, Ascomycota, Eurotiomycetes, Eurotiales, Aspergillaceae. Bases 1 to 498 code for a protein of 165 amino acids. The record is from RefSeq and is a predicted model, not a curated record. The transcript has a single exon.